This is a messenger RNA of Sorex araneus (European shrew), 3549 nucleotides long. RefSeq names its product zinc finger C2HC-type containing 1A (gene ZC2HC1A). Bases 83 to 1051 code for a protein of 322 amino acids. NCBI's taxonomy places the organism in Eukaryota, Metazoa, Chordata, Mammalia, Eulipotyphla, Soricidae. The transcript is spliced from 9 exons. The record is from RefSeq and is a predicted model, not a curated record.
GGUGCGGUCGGGUUGCUACCGCCGGAGCUGGGCGGCGGCGGCGGGCGCUGCUCGAGUCUCCGCGGCCCGAGACGGCGGCGCGAUGGAGGGGCUGGAAGAAAACGGAAGUGUCCAGGUUGGAGAAUUGUUACCUUGCAAGAUUUGUGGAAGAACAUUCUUUCCAGUGGCAUUAAAAAAACAUGGACCCAUUUGCCAGAAAACUGCCACUAAAAAACGCAAGACUUUUGAUUCAAGCAGACAAAGAGCUGAAGGAACUGAUAUUCCAACAGUGAAACCUCUUAAACCAAGGCCUGAACCACCAAAGAAACCAUCUAAUUGGAGAAGAAAACACGAAGAAUUUAUUGCUACUAUAAGAGCUGCGAAAGGCCUCGAUCAAGCUCUUAAAGAGGGCGGCAAACUCCCUCCUCCUCCUCCUCCUUCUUAUGAUCCAGAUUAUAUCCAGUGUCCAUAUUGCCAGAGGAGAUUCAAUGAAAAUGCAGCCGACAGGCAUAUCAAUUUCUGUAAGGAGCAGGCAGCACGCAUUAGCAAUAAAGGCAAAUUUUCUACUGAUAGCAAAGGAAAGACACCUUCUCGGAACCAGUAUAAGCCGCCUGCACUUAAAAAGUCUAACUCUCCUGGAACUGCGCCGUCGGGACCGUCACGGUUACCACAGCCCAGUGGCACUAGCAAAACUGUUGUAGGUGUGACUUCAGGUAAAGUGUCUUCCGUUAGCAGCUCUGUGGGAAAUAAACUUCAGACCUUAUCUCCUUCCCAUAAAGGGAUAGCAGCGCCUCAGGCAGGAACUAACAUCAAACCUCGAAAUUCCACACCACCUAGUUUGGCACGAAAUCCUGCCUCAGGUGUACUAACAAACAAAAGAAAAACAUAUAAUGAGAGCAACACAUGCAGACCCGAUGGAGACUAUGUAGCGUCACUUAAUGGUGGAAAUGUUAAAGGCAUUGAAGGAAAUUCUGGACACUUGCCAAAAUUCUGCCAUGAGUGUGGGACUAAAUACCCCGUGGAAUGGGCGAAAUAUUGCUGUGAAUGUGGCAUUAGAAGAAUGAUUCUGUGAAAAUCCCAAAAGGAAACGACCUAAAAUCAGAGUUGGAAGGCUGUUGCUAUCUGGACAGCUUUAGCACUUCAUCUAGUUAAUUUUAUGCUAAAAUUAUUCAAAUAAUUUUUCAGCAGUUUUUGAAGCAUAAUCUCUUGCUAUAUUAUCUGUAUAUAUGUGUAUAUAGUGUACAUAUACUGUAUGUAAUAAUAAACACCUGAAACCCUAAAUUGUGCCAUCGAAGAAAAUAGUCACUUAUGAGACAGAAAAUAAUUUCAAGUAUAAUCAUUAACUUGGCUGUUAUUUUUCUGUGACUGUUGUUAAAGCACAUUAAGUAUGCCUUCACGAAUCCCCGAACUCUUGUGCUCAACCCUGCAAGCUUUAUUUUUUAAAUCAUUACGUUGAAUAAGCAGAAUAAACAUUCUAUUGGUGUUUAUUCAGAAAGUGUCACCGUAGGAUGGGAUGCUUGGAAUUUUGAAAUGGAAGAGAGUAUUUUUGUUACAUCUAGUUAUGUGAGGUCAUUCUCCUGUAGAGCUCUUCCAGAAUUAACUUUAUGAAUACUUUCUAAGAAGGAAAAAAAUAGCCCUGAGGUUUAUGUUUUCUCUAUUUGUAUUAUUAUAUGUGAUAUUAUAUUUGAUCUUUAUUCAUUCUUUGAAAAUGUAAUUAUGCAAUUUUCUUUUAAGAGAUAAAAGACUAAAAAUACAACAGUUCCUUACUCUAAUUAUAAAUUGAUGAUUUUUACCACUGUGUCUUUUAGUUUAAAUACAUAUGCAUAUAUGUAUGUUUAUUCUUUUUACUUCCAGUUUUCUUAAAAUAUCACUUUUGCUGGUUUUUUGCCCAAGUUUCAUGUCUGAAGAGUAUUUUACUGUGUCAUUUUUGCUGAGCUUGAGUAUAUAACAUAAAAUGCAUAAAAUUCCUUGCAAAAUUCUACAUGUUUAUGUCUAUGUUUUUGAGUUAGGAUAAAUUUUCUUAAUACAUUUUAAAACAAACCUCCUUACCUAAUAAUAAUGUGAUCAAGUCUUAGUGAAUGGCAUGCAUGCAGGUAAAAGUAUUUAAAUGUUAGGGCUGGAGAGAUAGUACAGUGGGUAGGGCUCUGGCCUUGCACGCAACCAACCUGCUUUUGAUCCCCAGCAUCCCAUAUGGUUCCCUGAGCACCUCUCGGAGUGAUCUCUGAGCACAGAACCAGGAGUAAGCUUUGAGCACCAGUGGGUUUUGCCCACACUCCCUCCCCCCAGUAUAAAUACAUACUUUAUCAUUUAAAGAUAUUAGAAAGUAAAUAAAUUUUAGUCCUUUGAAAGUGUAGUUAGAUGUAGUUCUGAGUAGGUUAAGAGACUCAUUUCUCCUCCUUGCGUCCUUCCUAGUGUUUGAUGUUGAAACAUCACGUAUCACAGUAAAAAGCCACUAAAAUAUAUCAUUUUGAUGCAUAAUUCACUUACUCUCAUUUAACUUUAAUUAAAAUGCAAGUUUUAAUCGUCAUUUUCAGUGUAACAUAUUUUAGCAGUAGAUCUCAUCAUUUGUGCAACUAUAUUUAGCAAUUCAGUAAAAACUUCUGUUGAAUUAAACCUGAGAGUUUAUACACUUGGUAAACAAAUGUAUUACAUUUUAGGAAAUUUUUAGUUUCUUGUUAAUGUUUCUGAUUAGCUUUGAAAAUCAGUGUAGAAAUUUUUGGCUUAGAAUUUUUUCUGAAAUUUAUGUCUACUUAAUAUGCUUUAUUAUAAAUUAUAAGAUAUAACUUUAUUCAUUAGGGUAUUUUAUUUUUAAGGCAGAGAAUAAAAACAGUAGAAAAAUGAUUGUCAUUUAACUUACCUUAUAAUUUCUUUCCUAAAAACAAUUUUGGUUGCUUUUUAUUCAGUUAUCAUUUAACUAGAAUAAGUAAUAAAUUUUGGAAAAUACUGUAUAUAUAUAUAUAUAUAUAUUAGACUUCCAUUUUAAUAGCUUGUGUUCUUCUGUCUUAAUUCAUAAGAAGUUAUGAAGAAGAACUUAACUGUUAUUUUAUCUAGGAUGAAUACUAUUUUUUCAACUACUGUUUUAUGAUCAUAAAAUUUUUGCCUGCCCAAGGAAGAAAUAAAAAGGCCCAUGUUUGUUUCUUUAGUAGCAAGCAAAUGUAUAAUGUACCACAGGGAGACAAAUUGGUAAGAAAUCAUUCAAUUCCAGAGCUCAGAUAUUAUUAUCAACAGUAAGUAGAAGAAAUAUAUUUAUAAAUUAUGAAAUAAGUUGUGACAAUGUAUUUAAAUGCAUCUUUAUAUUUUAUUUCUCUGACUUCAGUUUGUUGUGCAAUAUCUUAGUUUCGAAGACUUUCUCAGAUCUAUGCAUCAUUUAUUUUAUUUUUAUUUAUUUACAUAAAUCUUUGAAGAAAGAAAAGGAUUGUAAGCUUACAUUUAAAAUGUAAAAAUGUAUAUUAUUUUAAAAAUUAUUAGCUUGGAAAAUCAGAAUUAUGAUGGCUGCUGUUUUCUCUUGUUCACUGUUUUUAUUAUAAAUAAUGUCUUCAUUUUGAAACUGUUCAAUAAAGACAAGAAGAA